AUGUCGUGUCCUCACCGAGGGGCAAAAGGGAAGGCCAAGGGCUGGCACAGACCUCGCUCCCGGUGCGAUGUGACUCGUUCAUUUCGCCUGCCGGUUAAGUCUCGCUUCUCACAAGAGGAGGGGUGGGGUUGGUUUUCGCCACCAGCGCUGCUGUGGGGGGGAAGAAACGGGCUGGAGGAGCAAGACGGGUGGUACCAUGAUAAUCUUACCCGACACGCAGCAGAAGCGCUGCUGCUUUCCAACGGGCAGGAUGGAAGCUAUCUCUUGAGGAAAAGUAAUGAAAGGGAAGAUUUGUACUCCCUCUCUGUAAGGGGAAAAGAUUCUGUGAAACACUUCCACAUUGAAUAUACAGGAACUUCAUUCAAAUUCGGAUUUAAUGAAUUUUCUAGCUUGAAGGAAUUAGUCAUGCAUUUUGCAAACCAGCCUUUAAUUGGAAGUGAAACAGGAACCUUAAUUGUAUUGAAGCAUCCCUACCCACGGGAAGUAGAAGAACCUUCCAUUUACGAGUCUGUCCGAGUUCACACAGCAAUGCAGACGGGAAGGACAGAAAGUGAUCUUGUUCCAAAUGCUCCUUCACUUGGUACAAAAGAAGGAUAUUUGAUAAAACAAGGGAAAAUAGUCAAGAAUUGGAAGACAAGGUGGUUUACACUGCACAGGAAUGAGCUAAAGUAUUUCAAAGACCAAACAGCCACAGAACCAAUUCGGGCCCUUGACUUAACUGAAUGCUCAGCUGUGCAAUUUGACUAUUCCCAGGAGAGGGUCAAUUGUUUCUGCUUAGUGUUCCCACUAAGGACAUACUACUUGUGUGCGAGAACUGGGAUAGAGGCUGACGAGUGGAUUAAAAUACUGCGCUGGAAACUGUCACAAAUACGGAAGCAACUGGAGCAGCGCAGCACCGAUUCCUAG
Chaetura pelagica (chimney swift) is the source of this 906-nucleotide messenger RNA. RefSeq names its product dual adaptor of phosphotyrosine and 3-phosphoinositides (gene DAPP1). The record is from RefSeq and is a predicted model, not a curated record. The coding region runs from base 1 to 906 and encodes 301 amino acids. The transcript is spliced from 9 exons. NCBI's taxonomy places the organism in Eukaryota, Metazoa, Chordata, Aves, Apodiformes, Apodidae.